Colletotrichum godetiae is the source of this 2216-nucleotide messenger RNA. RefSeq lists its product as uncharacterized. The record is from RefSeq and is a predicted model, not a curated record. The transcript has 8 exons. Gene Ontology annotation, molecular function: zinc ion binding; transcription cis-regulatory region binding; DNA-binding transcription factor activity, RNA polymerase II-specific. The coding region runs from base 159 to 1955 and encodes 598 amino acids. Gene Ontology annotation, biological process: positive regulation of transcription by RNA polymerase II. Lineage: Eukaryota; Fungi; Ascomycota; Sordariomycetes; Glomerellales; Glomerellaceae. Gene Ontology annotation, cellular component: nucleus.
AUCCCACACCAGCCGCCGCCGGUUCGAACUUCUGUUGUUCGCUUUUUCCCCACAAACAUGCUGCUCGCCUUUUGCUGUCCCACCUGAGCACAGUCCGCCGCCGAAGAGGAAUCGCUGUCCUGCAUGUAAAAAGAAACCUCGCUGUUUUCUUACCUCAAAUGCCCACUCCGGGAACCGUAAGGAGGCCGGGCUGCGAAAGCUGUCGCUCAAGACAUAUCAAAUGCGAUAAAGGAGCCCCUUGUGGGCAGUGUGUCCGGAAAGGCAGGGCUUGUGUCCGUGGUACCAAGCUCAAGUUCAGACACAUCACUGUGCCGAGUGACACCGAUGGUAAUCGUGGAGAAGCCCAGUAUGAGUUCUCUGAUACACAAAAGUGGUGUCGGGUAUCAGGCAAGAGAAUACGCUUCAUCGAUGAAACUGCAGACAUAAACAGCCUCCACAACGAUGGAUUCGACUCUGACGACGACGACUUUGUCUCGAUUGAAGACUUCCCCCCGAGCCCCCCGAAGCCGCAACCGCGGCGGACUAAGAAGACCGAUCACGACUUUGUCAAGCCAUCGCCGAAGAACCGCCCAAACCGUACCUCCGAUUCAGCUAUCAACGAGGCUGAUCGAAGCCUGCUGCCCAUCGAACAAGGCCAGCCGUACCCCUUGAACAAGCUACCCGCACUGCACCCUCAUCCUGCUUUCCGAAGCCCGUCGUCAGGCCACUUGGAAUCAGAUGAUGUGCCACAUUCCUUCUCUCCGGUUCCUCGAAGCCAAAUUUCCGUGCCAAUAAGCGACAUUGGCAGCGGUAGCCACUCCGAUGAUCCCAGCUUGCCCGAGCCGCGUCGAUCGUUCAGUUCUGCCAACUUUCCGUUAGAAGACCGUCGUGAGGCAGAUUUGGUUCGGCACUUUAGGGAGUUUAUCGCGGGUUCAUUCGACUAUGGUGACCCGCACAAUCGGAUAUCGACACUUCUUCUGCAGCAUGCCGCUCUCAGCCCCGUGCUGCUCAAUGCCGUCUUAGCUGUCUCAGCAAAGUCAAAGGAUGAUGGAGUUAGUCUUAACUUCUUUGACAAGCCUGCAGAACGGUACUAUGAGAUAGCCAUGGAGCUCCUCCAGCCUGUCUUGGAUGAUACUGUCCUUGAGGUGGACGAAGCCCAAAUUGCUGCUGCUGUUCUGCUGAGGCUUUAUGAAAAUAUUUACACCAUACCGAUAUGUCAAAAGACACCUGCGACCCCAAUAUGGAAGUUCCUUUCUACUCACAUAAAGACUCCCGCACAUGGUACUCUCCUGGAGGCAGCAAUGUGGGCCUGGAUACGCAUCGAAAUUUUCCGGUCCGUCAUGAGAAACGAAAAGCUCGACCUCGAAAUAGAGCACGUUGAUUUCGAUCGCUCCCUCCAACCAGCAGACGACGACAUCUGGGCAUGGCGGAUGUGUCUCCACACCGUUGACGUACUGAACUACUGCUAUGGAGACAACAAACGCCGCGAGACCUACGACCAGCUCGUAUCCUACGCCGCGAUGUGGAUGAGGUCGGUUCCGGAGUCGUUCACGCCGGUUUUGGUGCAAGCCCCGUUGCGUGGUAGCUUCUUCCCGGAGAUUCUUCUUCUGAACGAUUCCGUUGUGAUGGGGCUUCUGUUCUAUCAUGUAAACCGCAUUCUGUUGACGAUACACAAUCCUGAUGGGCAGCGCCUGGCUAAAUCAUCCAAGCAAGCGGCUCGGUCGAUCAACAACGAGAUUUUUACCGACGUGAAAAUACUUGCUGGUAUGGCAGAUUCGAUCAGCCCAUGUAACCCAGCUCACGUGUCUGCAUGCAUGGCAAUAGUAUUGGCGGGGGACCGUUUCACAAUCCAAGAAGAGCAAGAAGUCCUCUACGAUUUGUUAUCAAAUACUGCAGAUGACUUUAGCUGGGACGUAUCAUUGAUCCUAGCGCACUUGAAAAAGUCAUGGAACUGGCCCGAAGACAUGGUCUUAUAGUCUAUUUCUAGCAACUUUGUUCUAUCAACCAUUCCAUCAUGCUUGUACAUAGCAUUUCAACCCUGUAAGAAAAUGAAAAGAGUAUUUGACGUAGGUUCAACGUCAUGCAAUCGCCCGUACCAAGGUUCCAACGGCAAUUCCUCGCGAAGUAACGUGCAGUACCAAUCAGAUGUCUUUCGCCAAUUAUUGAGUGCCCCCCCUUCGCAUUACUAGGCCUCCCGAUAGAGCCUUCGUCUUUUGGACCAUGGAAUAUUAUGGUGC